Messenger RNA from Aspergillus mulundensis, 1170 nucleotides. RefSeq names its product DUF453 domain protein. The record is from RefSeq and is a predicted model, not a curated record. The transcript has a single exon. The coding region runs from base 1 to 1170 and encodes 389 amino acids. Lineage: Eukaryota; Fungi; Ascomycota; Eurotiomycetes; Eurotiales; Aspergillaceae.
AUGCUUUCCCGGGCCUUCCACCGACUACCAAAAACCCCAUCCCAACUCACCCGCUCAUCAUCGAGCACCCCCCGCCCCCAAUCCUCCCUCCCAGCAUCCUACUACCGCGGCGGGACCUCGCGCGCCGUCUUCUUCAACCAGUCCGACCUCCCAACCAAGCGCACAGACUGGGCCCCCAUCUUCCGCGGCGUGAUCGGCAGCCCAGAUCCCUACGGACGCCAACUCGACGGCCUCGGCGGCGGCAUCUCAAGCCUGUCGAAGGUCUGCGUCGUUGGGAAAUCAACGCAUCCAGCCGCAGACGUCGACUAUACGUUUGCAGCCCUGGGCAUCAAGAAUACCGAUGUCGACUACUCCAGCAACUGCGGGAAUAUGGUGAGUGCGGUUGGGCCGUUUGCACUUGAUAGUGGGCUGUUCACUGCGCAAGAUGCGGACGCGGAGUCAAACUCGGCGGUCGUGCGGAUCCAUAAUACGAAUACCGGGAAGAUUGUCCAUGCGACGUUCCCCGUUGUUAAUGGCGAGGCUGCUGCGUCGGGGGAUCUAGCGAUUGAUGGGGUGUCUGGGACAGCCGCGGCUAUAAAGCUGGAUUUCGUGGAACCGGCGGGCUCGCGGACGGGGAAGUUGCUCCCAACAAACGGGGUCAAGGACGUUUUCGACGGGGUUGAAGCAACCUGCGUCGAUGUUGCGAAUCCGUGUGUCUUUGUCAAGGCCCAGGAUCUUGGAGUGAGUGGCACCCUGACGCCCGACGAAAUCACGGGCACGCCUGGUCUUCUGGAUCGGCUGGACAGUAUACGUCGGCAGGCUGGUGCGAAGAUGGGGCUUGCGGAUGGGCCGGAGAGUGUUCCAGGGAGUGUGCCGAAGAUUGGGAUUGUAUCGACGCCGGAAAGAGGGUCCGGUGUUGAUCUUGUUGUUCGCGCGCUGUCUGUUGGGCAGCCACACAAGGCUGUCCCGAUUACGGUCGCCCUUGCGCUGGCGACGGCGGCACGGUUGGAGGGGAGUACGGUUGCCGAAGUGACGAGUGCGGAGCCGGUUGAUUCAUCGGGGAUCACGAUCGGGCAUGCGAGUGGGAGUAUUCUUGUUGGGGCGACGUUUGGGGACGAUGGGCGGUUGGAGUUUGCGACGGUGUUUCGGACGGCGAGGAGGUUGUUUGAGGGCAGGAUUUUCUGGAAGUGA